UCCUCUCUUUCAAAUUUCUACUUUGUCACAACACAAUAAUUCUUAUAUAUAUGUAUACACAUUCCUACUAACUAAAAAUCCAUCAUCAAGAGAGAAUAAAUCAAGAAUGGAUGCUCUUUUCCUUGUUGUGUUGCUUUUCUUGAGUUCAGCCACUCCGCAUUCACAUGCAAGUUUCGUUGUACAUAACAAUGAUACACAGAAAACAUGGUGCAUUGCGAAACCGUCGUCGGAAGAGAGUGUUCUUAUAGCGAAUAUCAACUAUGCUUGCUCUCAAGUAGACUGCAGAAUUCUGCAGAAGGGCUGCCCUUGCUUCAUACCUAAUAAUUUGAUCAACCAUGCCUCAAUUGCCAUGAAUCUCUACUAUCACUCUAAAGGCAGCAACCACUGGAAUUGCUACUUUGGCAACUCUGGCCUUCUCGUCGUCACCAACCCGAGUUAUGGAAGCUGCAUUUAUGAAUAAUGAUUGUAUUCAAAUAUUGUAUUUAGGCUUGAGUGACAUUGUAUCAAGGAACUAUUAUUGAUUGAUGAUAAUGAAAAUCAUGGAUUAUUACAAAGUUUAGUACUUUCCAUGUAAAAUAAAUUGUGUAUGCAUUUUGACCAUUUUCAAUAAACCAAAUUAAAGUA
Molecule: messenger RNA, 624 nt
Organism: Salvia splendens (bonfire salvia)
Lineage: Eukaryota; Viridiplantae; Streptophyta; Magnoliopsida; Lamiales; Lamiaceae
Product: glucan endo-1,3-beta-D-glucosidase-like
Exons: 4
Coding region: 107-460 (117 amino acids)
Source: RefSeq, a predicted model, not a curated record